UUGUACAAGUGAUAAAUAUAUUUAAAACAUUUUUUUAAAAAGCGAAAACGUUGCAAUGGACUUAUGAUGUUAGCCAGUACUAAGGUCUUUGCUAGAGCCUGCUGGCCUAUUGCAACGCGUUUCGCAACUUUAGCAGGAGUAGAAAACUAUCGUUAUCCCAUAAGGAGUCCAGAGAUCUUGACAUGUAACAUUACUUGCAAACGAAGCAUUACAUCCAUUCAUGAAGAAUUUACUAGAAAUUUUCGUGCAUUUGAUCCGAGAAGAGAUUUAAAAAAUGUGUCUUUACUCAACUCACAGCGUCAAGGCGAUUUUUUAAAAAAUCUUUCUAGAAAUUUUUUGUUUCGCCAUGAUAAAGACAUACCUAAGAAACGAAAAAAACGUAUACCGAAACUUAUUUUAUUACAAAAUCCCUUUACUUGGGUUAUGAUCAAAAUAGAUUUUUGUGUAUUAAGACGUGUUUGGGAUCCCGAGUUUCAAGAGAAAGAAUUCAAAUUUGGAACUCGGCAGGCGAUAUCUCGGGUGACGCAAGUUAUAAGCCAGGGUCAGUAUGGCGAUUUGAAUGGAUUGCUUACAAAAGCUGCCCGAUCAAGUCUAGUACGUGAACUAGAUCGUAAUUGGAGUGAAAAACAGCGAUCUUUGAUAGCUCUUAAGAGAGAUGAUAUACAAAUAUCAUCGCCACGGAAAGUCUAUUUCAUAAAAAUUGGCGAUAAAAGGUUCUGUGACAUAGAUAUGGCAUUUUUAGCAUUGAAAUGGGCUCCAAUUAAUAGCAUCGAAGCGCUUUUAUUUGCUGAAAUAUUUGCCCGUUUUCAUCGUGAGUACACACCACACAGUAUACCGGAAUGGACAAUAGCUUAUUUUAAAGUGACCCGAUUUGAAAUUUUACGACGAUAGCCAUUCUAUUUAUAUAAAAUAAAAUAAUGCAUCUAAGCGUGUGUACGAAAUCAAAUUUCACAUAAAUCUUCCUGAUAAAAAAUAUUUAUGUA
Vanessa atalanta (red admiral) is the source of this 983-nucleotide messenger RNA. RefSeq names its product m-AAA protease-interacting protein 1, mitochondrial-like. The record is from RefSeq and is a predicted model, not a curated record. Gene Ontology annotation, biological process: inner mitochondrial membrane organization; protein insertion into mitochondrial inner membrane from matrix. Gene Ontology annotation, cellular component: mitochondrial inner membrane. The transcript is spliced from 4 exons. Bases 64 to 891 code for a protein of 275 amino acids. Gene Ontology annotation, molecular function: ribosome binding. NCBI's taxonomy places the organism in Eukaryota, Metazoa, Arthropoda, Insecta, Lepidoptera, Nymphalidae.